This is a messenger RNA of Anisakis simplex (herring worm), 2769 nucleotides long. The record is from the annotation of a GenBank genome assembly. Lineage: Eukaryota; Metazoa; Nematoda; Chromadorea; Rhabditida; Anisakidae.
UUGACGUUCCAAGCCAUUUCAAACAUUAACGCUUCAACACCAUCAUCAAUUUUCAGGCCAUCGAUCUCACCAUUAAUUUUCAGGCCAUCGAUCACCGCCACUAGUACGGUCUCCUCACCCAAAUUCCGACCAUCGCUUGUUCUUGGGAGACAACCGCCUCAAACCAGUCCUUCCGGAAAUCUUGAACCGUUCACUGAUCUGCAAGAUAAGCAACCUGCAAAAGAUGCAACGUUGACUCGCUCAAUAUCAUCAUUACCACAACAUCUCAGCAGUUCGUUAUCAGUUUCAUCCUCUCAAUUAUAUCCCAAUAAUCAACAAACUCAAUCAGAAUCUAAGCAUUUCGUACCAGUUCACAGCUAUACAGGUCUUGAAUUGCCCACGAUAACUGCAAAGGGUGUUCAACCGUUACUAACCUCCUUAAAGUCCUUCAAUUCACGCUAUCCAGUCCGUCGUUACAUAUCAGGUGAUCAUCUUUAUCGAUGCACUUCUGAAUUAUCCCUUCAACCCUCACUGCCACUCGCGUCGCCUGAUUCCGUGCCUCACAACACAUCGCCUUUCAUUGGAGAAGCUUCUAAUUCGAGCCAUAUUCCACUCAAUAAUCAGUCAUCGUUCGAACCUCGUUCAUCAUCUGGCAAAUUCAACGCUAAAAUUGUUGACGAAUCCAGACCUGUCAAAAUCGCUGUUGUUACAACUUUUACACAAGACGACGAUUUUGACAGUGAGCAGUAUUCAAUACGGCUAGGCGGCUACUAUCCUUCCCAGCCAAAUCUCACUCAGCAACCCGAAAACGUUAAUUUUGCCGAACCAACUCCGCACGACAGUGACAAUAAGCCACAACAGCCUACUGCUUCCAAAGAAGAAGCCCGAGACGUUACUCCAAAUAAAGUGACAGUUCAGCCGUCUUCAUCCCCGUCUGCACCACCUCUGCCUUCAUCACCUCCUCCAGUUGUUCUUUCAGGAGGUGUAACGAACAAAAAACUUAUCUACAAGGAAUUUGCUGCGAUUAAACCAAUUACUACAAGUGCUGACGAAACUUUUACCAUUAUCACACCAAGUGAUUCAUUACCAGUAUUGUCAGGAAGUAGCGCCGUUAAAAAACUACCUUAUAAAUUGUAUCGAGCCGAACCAUUUGUCUCUGUUGACGACGAUUCGGCAGACGAACAAUUGUAUUCAGAAGCGGCGACGAUUCCUUUGUCGCCAUCUGUUGAACCUACUCAACUGAAAUAUAGUAGGUCAUUUAGUGAAAGCUCUUAUCAGCAACCAUCAUCAUUUCGCUUCACUUCCUCUUCUGAAAGCACAGUCCCACCAACCCAGCACCUUUUUAAACCAUCACAAAGUUUUGAUUCCAUAAGGACCUCACGUGAUAGCAAAAAUUUCAAUGCAUCACACCAGUCGGAACUAUCGAAUGAAAAUCGAGUCAAAAACGACGAACAAAACAGUCAAGAAAAUUUAUCUAAGCCACUGAAUGCGUACAGUGACAUCAGCAGUCGUUUUAAAAGUGCGACACGUUUCUUCGAGAGAAAAAUAAGUGAAAGUGAUUCUCGUAAUACCGUUCAAUCACCACGUCGAACUGAUCGUCGUCGUUCAUUUCUAGCAGUAUCUUUAUCUAACGCCUCAUCACCAACCGAUAUGCCUUCAAUUAACGGCGAUUCUUCACCAACGCUCGGAAUCGUCAACCAAAAAUUUUUUGCUGAAGACGGUGCUGGUUGCGCCCAAUGGAAUCCGAAACUUCUUAUCAAUAAACUUUACGAGGUCAGCUAUAAUCCUCGGAAAGAAUCAAAGCUGAACCGUUUCACAAAUAUGGAAGGACAUUUGGAUGUGCCUGUAGAUGAUCAGAACCAGGUUGUUGAGUUGCAAAAGUCAUGGACACAAAAAUAUUUCAGAACACGCGAUGGUCGUUUGCAGUGGUUUGUGUCCCAUUUCGCUGAUGAUACACCAGUGGGUGAGGUAUUAUUAUCUGGAUGUGAAGUGGAUGCGAAUCGUGACGAAGGGACACUGUCGAUUCAUGGCGGAAGAGAUCAUGUCAAAAUGAUUGUUAGAGUACCACCAACAUCGAAUCUGUUCGAUAAAUGGCGAAAGGCGAUAACGAGUCAUUCAGCCUCAUCAUAUCUCGACUCAUUCGUUCAUCCCGUAUAUCCACCAUUACCUCACAUCACUGAGAAGAUCGCGAUAAUUGAGUUGGGUUCGUGUUCAAUUCGUGCUGGUGUGCUCACAAUGGAACCGUCUUUACCGCAAACCUUCUUCCCGAACAUAGCUCUAAAGAAGGAAGAUAACUCUGGAAUCAUCGUAGGCGCUGAUGCUCUUAUUCCCGAGAAUCGGCAAAGUGGUGAAUUAAUACGACCGAUCACAGCACCAGAUCCGACCCUCGAACGGUAUACGGUCGAUAAACCUGCGUUGAAAGCGUGCUUCGAGAAGUGCGUUGCCGACCUUGGAAUUGAUCCUCGCAGAUAUCGGGUAUGUCUAUUGCACAGCUUCUUAAAUAUGAAUGCAACCCUCACGGAAGUACUGCUCGCAAUUCCACAAAGCAUUCCAACCGUACUUAUUGCAGACAUCCUCAAAAUCGUUUUGGAAGAGCUUCAGUUCUCGGGUGUUGCAAUAUCAAGACAACCGAGUUUAAUUCUGUACUCUUAUGAUGUUUCAACGGGUGUCGUUGUUGAUAUUGGCGACCGUCUAAAUAUUGUUCCUGUUAUUGACGGUAUACCAUCGACAAUUUCCUUUCGUUUUGAAAUUAAUUUUAUCAAUUGCAACAAAAUAAACAUUCUUAGUUGA